AUGACUUGGGUUCACAUCAGCUUCCAGGGAGAGAAGCCCAAACACCACACGUUAGACAAAACUGGGCUCUCCUUCUCUGCUGUGGAAACAGUCUGGGGAAAGUGGUCAGGGCUGGGUGGAUGGGGGCGCUCCUGCAGACGGCAGGACAAGGGUACCGUGUGCCCCCGCGCAGGGGGAGCACGGGCAUUUGACAUCAACCCGCCGUCCACCCUGCAGUCCACGCUCAGCGACGGUCACCCACAAGUUAUCAACUCCCUGGCUCACCAUCGCUCGCAGUGGCCCCCAGCCCUCUGGGUUCAGUGUCCUCUCACUGGAGUGUACCCGCGUGGUCUGAGCGAGGCCUGUCGUGCUGAGGGCUCUUGCAUCAGUCUGCACAAGCCUCUGCCCCGUGAGCGGCAAGAGGUUGACUGCUGUGCCCUCUGUAGGCGGCUCUCCAGUGUCUCCAUCACGACCCCCUGGAGCCCUGCCCUGCUCCUCUGUAGGUGA
This is a messenger RNA of Rangifer tarandus platyrhynchus (Svalbard reindeer), 486 nucleotides long. Lineage: Eukaryota; Metazoa; Chordata; Mammalia; Artiodactyla; Cervidae. The record is from the annotation of a GenBank genome assembly.